Vitis riparia (riverbank grape) is the source of this 1639-nucleotide messenger RNA. Its product is annotated as probable trehalose-phosphate phosphatase J. The transcript has 12 exons. Gene Ontology annotation, molecular function: trehalose-phosphatase activity. Gene Ontology annotation, biological process: trehalose biosynthetic process. The record is from RefSeq and is a predicted model, not a curated record. Lineage: Eukaryota; Viridiplantae; Streptophyta; Magnoliopsida; Vitales; Vitaceae. The coding region runs from base 289 to 1386 and encodes 365 amino acids.
CUCACACACUCUCUCUCUCCCCCCCUCUCUUUCUCUGAUCUUUGUCACUCGGUUUGCCUUUACGGCUUCUUUGUUUCCUGCUUUAUUAAGCCUUCCCUUCAUUUAGUUUUUCUUCCUUCUCUUUUUUUAUUCUUCAAUCCCUCAGCCUCAGAGCUGAGCUUUCAGCACAGAGCACUCUCUCGGCCCCCCUGUUUCUUUAAUUUUUUUUUCUUUCAUCUGCUUCACCGGCGCUCGUUUCCCUGUAAACUCUUAAGCCCUCUAGUGAGUUUGAUUGAAGAAAGAGCAGAGAUGACGAGGCAGAAUGUAGUUGUAGCCGAUACCAAAUCCGGUAUCAACGUGGCGAUAACGAUGACGGUAUCGAACUCAUCCCUGUUCACGAAGGCGGUACAGAAGACUCGGGAGACACAGGGGGGAUGCAUAAACAUUCCACCGAAGAAAGUCGGAGGUGGAGCGAGAAUCAACGCGUGGGUUGAUUCAAUGAGAGCUUCCUCCCCCACCCGUGUCAAAUCCACAGCUUCUCUAUCCGACCAGAACUCUUGGAUGCUUCGCCACCCAUCAGCUUUGAACAUGUUCGAGCAAAUAAUAGAAGCUUCAAAGGGCAAGCAAAUAGUGAUGUUUUUGGACUACGACGGCACGCUUUCGCCCAUAGUUGAUGACCCGGAUCGCGCUUUCAUGUCCGACGCGAUGAGAGCAGCAGUGAGACAGCUUGCUAGAUAUUUCCCCACUGCUAUAGUGAGUGGAAGAUGCAGGGACAAGGUGUACAACUUUGUACGAUUAGCAGAGCUUUACUAUGCAGGCAGUCACGGCAUGGACAUUAAAGGACCAGCAAAAGGUUCCAAAUACAAAAAGGAGACAAAGGCUGUCCUCUUCCAACCAGCCAGUGAAUUCCUUCCCAUGAUCGACGAGGUUUACAAAGCAUUGUUGGAGAAAACCAAGUCCAUCCCAGGAGCAAGUGUGGAGCACAACAAGUUCUGUCUCUCUGUGCAUUACCGCUGUGUUGAUGAGAAGAAGUGGAGUAUUCUGGCACAGCAGGUUAGAUCAGUGUUACAGCAGUACCCUAAGCUUCGACUGACUCAAGGAAGGAAGGUGUUGGAGAUCCGUCCUACCAUUAAAUGGGACAAAGGGAAGGCUCUUGAAUUUUUGUUAGAGUCGCUCGGAUUUGGCAACUGUACCGAUGUUUUUCCUGUUUACAUUGGAGAUGAUCGAACUGAUGAAGAUGCAUUCAAGAUCUUAAGAGAUAGGGGACAAGGUUUUGGCAUUCUAGUCUCUAAAAUUCCCAAGGAUACCUCUGCAUCUUAUUCCCUACAGGAACCCCUUGAGGUUAUGUACUUUUUACAACGCUUGGUAGAGUGGAAGCGACUGUCAAUGAGGCAAUACAGGGUGUAAAGAGCAGAAGAAAUUAAAUAUUCUCCCUCCCUUUUGAGAAAUGUCAUAAGGGUUGGAUGAAAAUAUGUAAUUUCUUGUUGAAGAAUUAGUUUAAGAAAAUGAUUAAGAAAAAAAAGGAGGGAAGAAAAAGGACUUCCCCCUUGGCUUGAAGGCCUUGUACAUCUUGUAAGUUUGUCACUACCUGUGUACAAGGAAGAAAGUUUGUAACUGUGCAACUUGUCUAAAUGGAUAAAGGAUCUUGUUUCUGCCUUAA